Messenger RNA from Halichondria panicea, 1797 nucleotides. Its product is annotated as cholesterol 24-hydroxylase-like. The record is from RefSeq and is a predicted model, not a curated record. The transcript is spliced from 15 exons. Gene Ontology annotation, biological process: cholesterol catabolic process. The coding region runs from base 109 to 1632 and encodes 507 amino acids. Gene Ontology annotation, molecular function: iron ion binding; cholesterol 24-hydroxylase activity; heme binding. Lineage: Eukaryota; Metazoa; Porifera; Demospongiae; Suberitida; Halichondriidae.
UGGGGCUGCAGUGCAUGCUGAGUAUUUAAUCAGUAAGAUCUAGAUCUACUCUCAUCACUCUGACAGUGUCAACUGGCUGUUCCUUAAGAACCAUCUGAUAAAGGAGAUAUGAAUGUGCUGUUGCUACUACUCGGUGCUUUUGUCCUCAUUGUGUGUCUGUGCUUCCUGGCAUUCACUGGCUAUGUCUACCAUGUCCACAACAAGUACUCCCACAUCCCUACUCCUAAAUACUCCAGCUUCUACAAGGGCCACAUGCAACAAAUGAUCGAUUCUCAGAAAGGAGACGAGGAAGUGUUUGUUCUCGAUCUGUUCUUCAAAUGGUACCAAGAGACUGACUCAAAAGUUUAUGUCAUUUUUUUCUUUUGGAAAGCUUUUGUUGUUGUCAUUGAUCCGAGUUAUACCAAGGAAAUUAUUGUGCAAGUGAAGAACAACAAGCCAAAGGAUCAGGCCGACCUCGUAAACCAAUUGUUUGGAGAAAGGUUUUUAGGUAAUGGUCUCGUAUCUGUUCCUGACUAUGACACUUGGAAGCCAAGGAGAAAGCUCUAUGAUCCAGCUUUCAAUAAAAGCUACCUGAAGAGUCUACUGCCAUCCUUCAACAAGUGUGUGGAUGUGUUGCUGGAUAGUAUUAGACCAUUGGCUGACGGGGAAACAGAUGUUCCCAUGAAGCAACACCUUGCAGAAUGUACACUCUAUGUCAUCAGCAAAGUUGCUUUUGGCUCAGACUUUUCUGAUCAGUGGGAUGACAAGUCACUUGGUCUGAAACGAGCCAAGGGAACAGGAAAACUGACAUUUCUAAUAUCAAAUGUUUUCAAAGGACUCAUGAAGAGACAGAAGUCACCUUUCUUUCAGUAUAUUCACCCUUUUGAGGCUGAGGCGUACAGAGAGACAGUGAGGGCCAUCAGGACCAUUGGUAGAGACUGCAUCAAGAAGAGGAUAGCCAUGGUGGAGAGAGGAGUGGAGGUACCCAACGAUAUACUCACACAUAUCCUCGGGCUAGCCUCUACUAAAGAGACUGUAAGUAUUGAGGACCUAGUGGACGACUUUGCUACCUUCUACAUUGCUGGACAAGAGACAACUGGUAACCUUCUCACGUUCGCUGUAGCCCAGCUCCAUCUACACCCGGACAUUCUGGCUAGAGUACAAAUGGAGGUUGAUGAUGUGCUUGGCACUAAAGCAGAAGUCACUGGAGAAGACCUUGAAAGGCUUCAAUACACAGAACAGGUUCUUUUAGAGACAUUGCGAAUGCAUCCACCAGUAGGCGGAAUCACAAAAGAACUAUGUACUGAUACCACCCUGGGUGACAUCACACUUCCUGCUGGAACUAUGGUCUUUAUGGGCACCAUAUUGUCUUCUCAAAUGCCCGAGUAUUUUGAUGAUCCAGACAUUUUCAAUCCAAGCAGAUUUGACCAGGAAAACAAACAACCCAGUUCUUUCGUCUACUUUCCAUUUGGACUUGGUCAUCGCGCAUGCAUUGGAAAACACUUUGCAAUGAUGGAGGCCAAGAUGAUCCUUGCUAGAUUGAUCCAGACGUUCAAGCUCACCCUUCCCGAGAACUACAAGCUGGUUGUCGUUAGCCGUGGCACCCUUCAGCCCAAAGAUGACGUCCCGUGUAAAGUAGAGCUACGACUAUAAUUAUGAACACUUCACCAACACUGAGUUACUUAAUUCCUUAACAUUAUAUACCUGUUUUAAACAUAUUGCAUGCUUUUUUCUAUACGUACCUCCUCCGAUAUAAUAUAACAUAAUUAUAUACUUUGCUGCAUAUUAUAAUUAUAUAAUUAAUAUAGUAGUGUUCAA